This is a messenger RNA of Ilex paraguariensis (yerba mate), 420 nucleotides long. The record is from the annotation of a GenBank genome assembly. NCBI's taxonomy places the organism in Eukaryota, Viridiplantae, Streptophyta, Magnoliopsida, Aquifoliales, Aquifoliaceae.
AUGCAGUCGUCCUCUACUGUCGAAACUGAUGCUACACCAACUCCAACGGUGCCUUCUCCAACGGUGUCGCCGCCAUCAUCUACAUCGACUUAUGAGAGUGUACUAAGCCUUCCUCUUGUUGUCGACUUAUCUCUUCCGGUUGAAGCUACAUCCAUCGUCCCACCUCAAACAUCAUUGCGUCAUUCUCAGCCACCGUCACAACAUCCAAUGCUUACUUGCUCUCGUGACGGUACAAGAAAGGCUAGGACUUUCCUUGCUACGAAGGACCCUAUUCCACGUGCAAUCCAAGCUCCGAUUUUAUACUUUGAUUUUUUCAUCUCGAUUUGCUUUGUCUUCCGUGCUCGGGCUAAGCCCUUGCCUUGCUUUUCUCCCGUCACCUCUGGCUUGGCUAUCUGCCUUUCCGACCAACUCAUAUGGUAG